Peronospora farinosa is the source of this 1137-nucleotide messenger RNA. The record is from the annotation of a GenBank genome assembly. NCBI's taxonomy places the organism in Eukaryota, Oomycota, Peronosporomycetes, Peronosporales, Peronosporaceae.
AUGGUUCGUGCUACUCCAUCAAAUCUCUUUCACUUUGUACAAACUGGUGCUUUUCGACUUCAGCAAUCUCUGACCGACCAUUUAAAUUUGUAUGCCACACCGUCUCAAGUCAAGACGACACCCUUUGAUCAAGUUGUAGUCUCAUCAUUUUGCAGUUUUCGCUCCAUGUUCGUUCAAUGCCGACAAAACAAGUUUGAGGUGACUUCAAAGCCGAGCAAAGUUUCAAUUGAUACGAGUUCCAAUAGGCAUCUCCAAGUUUUCUCAAUCAACGGAGUCGUACUUCUCAUCAUGUCUUUUUUGGACGGUGAAUCGCUAUCACGCGUCCAAGGUGUCACUAAUGCGUAUCACACCUUCAUCCAGCACUAUCACGAGCUUCUUUACCGAUCGUUAAUCGAAGAGAGACAAGUUUUCCACACCGUGAUAACCUCGUCGUCGGCUUUCAAGUCGUAUCUCUUUUCUCUCCGACACGAACUAGACCAAGAGCUCGCACAUACGCAUGCCGUACACCCCACGCACAGCGCAUUAGAGCAGUUUUGUAGCUCGACAGAGCAACAUGGAUUCGUGGCCAUGUUCUGUGACAUCAUUGAGUUUCACGACCCAAGAAUCGCUCGUUUUGUCGCUUGGAAACGACAAAGUGCACUCAGUAUGGUGCUUGCUGCCACACCCGACCAUGUGAUGAACUUUCGAAAGCAAUCCAGCUAUAUCGGACCAAUUACUUUCGUGCCCGUGGACAAUCCGCUCUGGCCAGUGUUCACUUCAUUAAUUGUAGAUACACCUGGAUUCAUGGGCUAUGCCUUCGAUCAUGUCACAAUGGUCGAGGGAUAUGAGGCACUCAAAGACACUGUCGUGAAGUCCAUACUUAAAGAACUCAUGAUCUUUGACACGACUGAGAAUGCAGCAGCAUACGGACGCAGGAUCGGUCGACCACCAUACGUAGCAAUUCUCGAAGAUGAAGACGCUCAGGAACAGGUCGGACUGACGGAGAGAACGAGCCAUCUCUCUUUUUCUUCACAUUUGCGUCAACAGCUUGCAAAAUACCCUAUCGCAGAGCGUAUUCGUCGUCUUCAAUCCAAGAUCAAAGCCGUAGACGAUCGCAUUGCAUCUAUGCCAAACAGUGCAAUUACCUCAUCAUGUUAG